This is a messenger RNA of Camarhynchus parvulus, 2169 nucleotides long. RefSeq names its product dihydroorotate dehydrogenase (quinone) (gene DHODH). NCBI's taxonomy places the organism in Eukaryota, Metazoa, Chordata, Aves, Passeriformes, Thraupidae. Gene Ontology annotation, biological process: pyrimidine ribonucleotide biosynthetic process; 'de novo' pyrimidine nucleobase biosynthetic process. Gene Ontology annotation, cellular component: cytoplasm; mitochondrial inner membrane. The transcript has 9 exons. The record is from RefSeq and is a predicted model, not a curated record. Gene Ontology annotation, molecular function: dihydroorotate dehydrogenase activity. Bases 33 to 1199 code for a protein of 388 amino acids.
CGGAAGUGUCCUCGCGUGUCGGGUUGAGCGUGAUGGCGGCACCGCUGCGCGGACGGCUGCGGGCGCUGGUGCUGGGAGGCUGCGGGCUGCUCCUGGGAUCGGCGCUGGCGGCAGGCGACGAGCGGCUGUACGCGGCGGUGAUGCCCGCGCUCCGGGCGCUGCCUCCCGAGGCCGCCCAUGGCCUGGCUCUACGCGCCGCCGCCCUCGGGCUGCUGCCCUCCACCCGUCCGGACAGCCCCGCGCUGGAGGUGCGAGUCUUCGGGCAGCGAUUCCGCAACCCACUGGGCCUGGCGGCUGGCUUCGACAAGCAGUGUGAGGCUGUGGACGGGCUGUACAAGAUGGGCUUUGGCUUUGUGGAAGUGGGGACUGUCACGCCCAGGCCCCAGGAAGGGAACCCGAAGCCCAGGGUCUUCCGGCUGGCAGAGGAUGAGGCGGUCAUCAACAGGUAUGGAUUCAACAGCCAUGGCCACGUCGUGGUGGAGCGCAGGCUGCGAGCCCGCCAGGAGACACAGAUCAGGCUCACUGCUGCUGGGAUGCCUCUUGGAGUCAACCUGGGCAAGAACAAGAGCUCUACUGAUGCUGCAGCUGACUAUGUGGCUGGGGUCCGGACACUGGGCCCUUUGGCUGACUACCUUGUUGUGAACGUGUCCAGCCCGAACACCCCAGGGCUGCGGGACCUGCAGGGCAAGGCUGAGCUGCGGGACCUGCUGAGCAAGGUGCUGGUGGAGAGGGACCUGCUGCCCUGCAAGCAGAAGCCAGCCCUGCUGGUGAAGAUUGCCCCUGACCUCACUGCACAGGACAAGCAGGACAUCGCCAGCGUUGUCUGUGAGCUCGGUGUGGAUGGGCUGAUAGUGAGCAACACCACAGUGAGCCGGCCCAGCAGCCUCCGGAGCCGGCAGGGCACGGAGCCCGGCGGCCUCAGCGGGAAGCCCCUGCGGGAGCUCUCCACGCAGACCAUCAGGGACAUGUACGCUCUCACUCAAGGCCGGGUGCCCAUCAUUGGCGUGGGGGGGGUGAGCAGCGGGCAGGAUGCCCUGGAGAAGAUCCGUGCCGGGGCCUCGCUCGUGCAGCUGUACACAGCGCUCGUGUUCCACGGGCCACCAGUGGUGGCGACAGUCAAGCGCGAACUGGAGGAGCUGCUCAGGGAGCAGGGCUUCAAGAACAUCAUGGAGGCAGUUGGAGCAGAUCACCGCUGCUGACAGGCUGCAGAAUGAAGGUCUAGCUGGGAGGAGCCAUGGCAGACAGGGAUGGGUGUGACAAUUCCAGUGCUGGGCAGACUGGGACUGAGAUGAGGUCCUGGUUCCAGGACCUUCAUGACACUGCUACUUUUUCAGGGCCGUGUUUUGGCUUCCCUGUGGACAGCAGAACUGAGUGUCAAUAAAUAUUUGGCUCACCUGGUCCUCUGUGCUGCUCUUGGGACACCCCAUGGGCUGGAGGGAUGCAGCUUAGCUCUCCUCAGCUGAGCAGAAUCAGGUCUCCAUGUUGCUCUCACUUUUCCUGGUGGGAGAAGCCACCAGGGUAGCUGAGCUCUGGGCUGGACUGACAAGUGCAUCCGGCCUUCCCUGGCAGAGACUGCUGCCUGAGGCCAGGCCCUGGGGUGGGAGGGAAGGCAGUGAUGAUGCUGGGUGCCAGGACACAGCUGUUUUGGAGAUGGCUGCAGUCGUGUCCUGUUAGCUGUGGAAAGGGCCUGAUUAAAGGUGCUGCUGUUUGUUGGUUUUGUCUCUGGGAUCACUGGUGCUGACUUUUCCUUCACCUCGAGCUCACUGCAGUUAUCUCGGGCUUUUCCUGAGCAACAGCUCGCCCUGCACAAAGCAUUCCCUCAGCAGCCUCUCACAAUCCAUCCUGCAGAGCAAGAUUGCACAACAGCACUUCACCAAAACUGUUUACGGCUGCUGGGAAGCUCGGCACACUGGCUUCCUGUCAGGGCUUGGCAGCUUCCCGGGAGCCUGGUGCUAAGCAAGGUGGGGCUGUUUGUGCUCUUCCUGCUGGGAACUAUGCUGGCACCAGGGGCAGGCGAUCUGGAGCCCACGCGCUGCGCCACGGCGAACGAGGUGGUGAGAAAUGGGGCGAGGAGGCAGCCCCAAGCAGGAAUGACCUGCAGGAGGAGACUGUUAUGAGUUGUCCCCGCCGCUGUCCCGUCCCGCUGUCCGUCCUGCUGUCCCCGCUGUC